AUGUCUGACAUCCUCUGCAUCAGAGACACACCAGGCCUGGACUCUCCUAUAGGACACAGGAGGGAGAUGGUUAAAAAUCCAUCUGACAUAUUACUCAUAGACAGUGAUGUGAAAGUUUACAUAAUCUAAUAAUAUCAUACUUAUGUACAGUGGGGAAAAAAAGUAUUUAGUCAGCCACCAAUUGUGCAAGUUCUCCCACUUAAAAAGAUGAGAGAGGCCUGUAAUUUUCAUCAUAGGUACACGUCAACUAUGACAGACAAAAUGAGAAAAAAAAUCCAGAAAAUCACAUUGUAGGAUUUUUAAUGAAUUUAUUUGCAAAUUAUGGUGGAAAAUAAGUAUUUGGUCACCUACAAACAAGCAAGAUUUCUGGCUCUCACAGACCUGUAACUUCUUCUUUAAGAGGCUCCUCUGUCCUCCACUCGUUACCUGUAUUAAUGGCACCUGUUUGAACUUGUUAUCAGUAUAAAAGACACCUGUCCACAACCUCAAACAGUCACACUCCAAACUCCACUAUGGCCAAGACCAAAGAGCUGUCAAAGGACACCAGAAACAAAAUUGUAGACCUGCACCAGGCUGGGAAGACUGAAUCUGCAAUAGGUAAGCAGCUUGGUUUGAAGAAAUCAACUGUGGGAGCAAUUAUUAGGAAAUGGAAGACAUACAAGACCACUGAUAAUCUCCCUCGAUCUGGGGCUCCACGCAAGAUCUCACCCUGUGGGGUCAAAAUGAUCACAAGAACGGUGAGCAAAAAUCCCAGAACCACACGGGGGACCUAGUGAAUGACCUGCAGAGAGCUGGGACCAAAGUAACAAAGCCUACCAUCAGUAACACACUACGCCGCCAGGGACUCAAAUGCUGCAGUGACAGACGUGUCCCCCUGCUUAAGCCAGUACAUGUCCAGGCCCGUCUGAAGUUUGCUAGAGUGCAUUUGGAUGAUCCAGAAGAGGAUUGGGAGAAUGUCAGAUGAAACCAAAAUAUAAUUUUUUGGUAAAAACUCAACUCGUCGUGUUUGGAGGACAAAGAAUGCUGAGUUGCAUCCAAAGAACACCAUACCUACUGUGAAGCAUGGGGGUGGAAACAUCAUGCUUUGGGGCUGUUUUUCUGCAAAGGGACCAGGACGACUGAUCCGUGUAAAGGAAAGAAUGAAUGGGGCCAUGUAUCAUGAGAUUUUGAGUGAAAACCUCCUUCCAUCAGCAAGGGCAUUGAAGAUGAAACGUGGCUGGGUCUUUCAGCAUGACAAUGAUCCCAAACACACCGCCCGGGCAACGAAGGAGUGGCUUCGUAAGAAGCAUUUCAAGGUCCUGGAGUGGCCUAGCCAGUCUCCAGAUCUCAACCCCAUAGAAAAUCUUUGGCGGGAGUUGAAAGUCCGUAUUGCCCAGCGACAGCCCCAAAACAUCACUGCUCUAGAGGAGAUCUGCAUGGAGGAAUGGGCCAAAAUACCAGCAACAGUGUGUGAAAACCUUGUGAAGACUUACAGAAAACGUUUGACCUGUGUCAUUGCCAACAAAGGGUAUAUAACAAAGUAUUGAGAAACUUUUGUUAUUGACCAAAUACUUAUUUUCCACCAUAAUUUGCAAAUAAAUUCAUUAAAAAUCCUACAAUGUGAUUUUCUGUAUUUUUUUCCCUCAUUUUCUCUGUCAUAGUUGACGUGUACCUAAAUUACAGGCCUCUCUCAUAUUUUUAAGUGGGAGAACUUGCACAAUUGGUGGCUGACUAAAUACUUUUUUCCCCCACUGUAUAAUUGUAUUGUGUGUAUGUGUGUUAAUCCAUGCAAUAGGACCAAGUGACAGUGCACUUCUGUCAUGGAUAGCACACGUGUUGUCAGCUGUGUGUCUAGAUGAGUGGGGACCUCCUCUUACCGGCCCGCUCCCUCUCGCUCUCUGGUCGUGACAGGGGUCCAGUGUCUGACCAGUCUCCUCUCAGACGCAGACGCUUCUGCAGAGGCUCCUUUUGCUAGGAGAGAAACACAGUGACAUUUCAUCACUCACAGCACAGGCUUAACCAAAAUAACCGCCCUUUCACUACGGCUGAGACCCCCCCACCCACCCUCCUCUUCCCUCCAUUGGGGGCUCACAUUCCCCAGCCCUCACUGCCAGGUUGUCUUAGGCUCUGGCAGGCGGUUCCAGGGGUCUCAUACACAAGAAGGAGGGGGACAGGGAGGUUUCAUCUUAGUGCACUUAGGAUACACUAGUUCUGUGGUGUUUGUACAGGAACUGUGACGUUACCUGGUGUUGUAUGUAUCAAGUUCUGUUGUAUGUAUCAAGUUCUGUACAAAAUAUGCUGCCUCACCCUGCUGAUUACCCAGAAGCCCCCUGGCUUAUGUGUUCAGCAGCUGUGUGUGUGAGAACACAGCUCAGAUGCCUUUCCCAGAACAGAUUCAGUAGACUGUUGAGCCAAAAAUAGCCAAGAGACGGGACAACACAUCACCCCCCUUUGUCAACUCACACACACACUGCAUGUCAUGUCGUAGAAGCUUCCAGAAAUUGGUGUGAGAGGACAGUCGUUGUGUAAACACAAACUACAUUCAAAUUGAAUCCAGUAUUUAGUGCUGUGAUACACAGUAAGUGAAAGGAUGGUUCUCACCUUGUUAUCCUGCGACGGUCCCUUCAGCUCGCGUCCCUUGUCAUCUUUAGGGUCAAACAGGUAGAGAUAGUCUGAGGCGUAGCUGGCUAGCACCUCCCUGCCGUCCCUACUGUAGGCCAAUGAGGUCACGCGACAUGACUUGUUGACCAGGUGCCUCGGUACGAACAUCGCACACAUCCCUGCCACUCCGCUUCCUGUCUGAAAACCUGCAGAGUGGAUGAGACGUAUAUAGGAAAUGAUUAUUUUCCAUACAGACCUUCAGGAGAAAAUGUUAUUCUCACCACUGACCCCAAAGACAAUCAAACAGUGAUUAACUAUGUUAUGUACUGUGGUAGUAGGAUUCCUUCAGGACUAUUGAUAUUGAUAGAAUUGUUAGUUCAGUUUAAGUUAUCUGAUUGCCUUGAGUUAAUAAUUAUUAUUAUCUGGUGGGUGCUUGCUUAUAUUUGUCCUGUUUACCCAUGUGUGAAUCGAAAAUGUGUUUUUUGCAUAUCUCAACUCCCCCUGAGACACCCUCAGAGAGUGGGGUCACAGCCAGAGUCUGCCAUUAUUUAUCAAUGGCGACCCUGAAGCUAUUAGGGUUAAGUGUCUUGCUCAAGGGCACAUCAACAGAUGUUUCACCUUGUCGGUUCGGGGAUCCAAACUAGAAACCUUUGGGUUACUGGCCCAAUGCUCUAACCGCUAGGCUACCUGAAGCCGCCGUUGAGGUUGUGCAUACCUGUUGCUAUGGUACCCAGCAUUCUCCUGUCAUAGAUACGGACUGAGCUGUCAGAGCAGCCAGUAGCCAGAUAGAAGGAUUCCACAGGGGAUAUGGCCAUGGAUGUUACUGCUCGCCGACAGUCAAUCAGGAUGUCCUAAUUAAAAAAGACAACAGAAGUUCAAGAUAUCUUCAUACAGGGAACUCUGACAUCAGCAUAAACGGUUGUUUGAGUAGUCGGUAAAACUGUUGGCAAAAAUGGUGGGAAAAAGUAAUUAGUAAAAAGAAGCUGCCUUUAUACAUAUGUAACGACACAAUAAUACGGUAGUAAUAACAUCAUAGUUACAUAAGAAUUGUUAAUUUGCCUGUAAAAGAGUUUAGCUGUAUUGGCAUAAUGCGUACCUACCUUUUUACAGUUAGUUUGCCAGCAGCCAGGAGAAACUCGGACAUCAAACCACCUGAUUGUUCCAUCCUCUCCACAGGACAGGAAAGAGUGAGGGUCGCUAGGUACCGUCAAUAUCUACCAAUAGAAAUAGAGUGGUUUUAGAAUAGAUAUAGAACCUGCUCUGAUUGGGACGUCAAAUAGAAUUGGAAUUCCUGUCUACUGAUAUAUGGUCUGUGGGCUUUAGAAUAGAUGACUUUCACUGCAGCAAAAUGCCAAUGACUUAUUUAUGGUCGACAUACCAUCCCUACCUUCCACAGCAAUAACAGGUGUGACGUUGAGGUAAAUUUUACAUUUUAGUCAUUUAGCAGACACUCUUAUCCAGAGCAAUUAGGGUUAAGUGCCUUGCUUAAGGGCACAUUGACAGAUUUUUCACCUAGUCGGCUCGGGGAUUGGAACCAGCGACCUUUCGGUUACUGGCACAACGCUCUUACCCACUAAGCUACCUGCCGCCCCGAUUUGAUGCAGAUGUGAUAGAUCAGAUACAUGAAUCAACUCUCUAUUGAAUUCAACUCAGAUGGCGAUAACACAGAUGGCGAUAACACAGAUGGCGAUAACACAGAUGGCGAUAACACAGAUGGCGAUAACACAGAUGGCGAUAACACAGAUGGCGAUAACACAGAUGCACCCCUCACCUCGUAGGCGGCACCGUUAUGACAGUGAUACUGCAACACAGGGUCCAGGUUGGAACCCCUCUCUACGUUGGUGAGGAAGAUCUUGCCGUCGGCUGCUGCGGACACGAUCAUUCUGUCGUUGGUUUGGGGCAUGAACUUGGCACUGAAGAUAUUGGAUCGAUGCCAUGAUGUAAUGGAUGCCUUGACCUGGAGAGUGGAAACAUAAUGGGGGACUUUAUAUUGCACAUAUACUGUCUGUCUGUCUCUUCUGAGUCCAUAUGAACAAUAGGUUGAAGCAUGUGUUGUAUGUACCGUACUUGAUAAUAAGCAAUGUUUUAGUCUUACUUUUCGGUUGUAUGGGUUCGUGAUGACCAAUUUGUCAUCAUCUGAUCCAGAUAAGAUGUAUUCUCCUGUGUCAUUCCAGCAUACUGUAUUGAUCUGUCAUGAAAAACAAUAACAGUUUGAAAACACAGGAUGAUAUCAUACAAUUAUCACACUGCAUUUACACUGGUAAUCAUUUCUGUAACGCAUGUUGAUACUUACAGAGCCCUCAUGUACAUCAAGAGUGGCUUCAAGUUUCAGUCUUUGUACAAAACUCUUUUCUUCCUGAAGGAAAUCAUUAUGAUACCAUAAGAACAGUGUUAGGUAUCCCAUAAGGUAGUCCCUCUAACUAACACAAUUUAAUCAUUUGGGACCCCUUGGAGACAAAAUGAUUAUUUUAUCCAACACAAAUGUUUAAAGUAUGAAUUUAUAUCAAACAAUACCAAUAAAAUAACAGUGUCUUAGAUAAAUUCCUAGUGCAAGGCAGUAGGCUGUUGUAAAAACAUGUUACUUACACAGUGACACAUACAGUACACUUUUAUGACAAUAAAGUAGUAUUUAGAACAUUUGUACAUUAAAUAUUUAAUGUAAACGUUUGUCUCACCUAAGUAGUUACUCCUUGUAAAGUUGUUGAUUUUGUUGGAACCGAUGGUGCGUUUCCUAAUAUCCCAAAUUAGAUUGUUGGUACAGGGCAUGAUGUCGAAACACUGUCCGCCUCACAUACAAAACACUUUGUGAAAGUAUUACUGAAAUAUUUCUACCGAAUAAGUUUAAGUCAUGGUGUCUUACAAAUUAGGCUACAAAUGAAUUUCUUUCAGGACUUCUAUUAUAGUUCAGUCGCUACAAUUGUCUCAAUUUUGUACCGUCGUCUGGCUGGCAGAUUUUCUCAAAUGAACAAAUCUGUAGAACACACGGAGAAGUUUCACGUUAGUUUCUCAUGAAGAAGUUCGUGCUGAUGGUAUGUAGCCAUGGAACAUGAGCACUGCGCAUGCCCAGAUUUGCCCCCCACCUCCAAACUCCAUGUCCCUCCCUGUUUCGAGCCCCUCUACUUCUUGAGCCCUUUGUCAAAUCAAAUCAAAUUAUAUUUGUCACAUACACGUGUUAAGCAGAUGUUAUUGCGGGUGUAGCGAAAUGCUUGUGCUUCUAGCUCUGACAGUGCAGUAAUAUCUAACAAGUAAUAUCUAACCAUUUCACAACAUAUACCCAAUACACACAAAUCUAAGUAAGGAAUGGAAUUUAAGAAAAUAUACAUAUAUGGACAAGCAAUGACAUAGCGGCCUGAAAUAAGAUACAGUAGAAUAUUAUAGAAUACAGUAUAUACAUAUGAGAUGAGUAAUGCAAGAUAUGUAAACAUUAUUAAAGUGACUAGUGUUCAAUUUCUUAAAGUGGCCAGUGAUUUCAAUAGGCAGCAGAAAAUGAUCGACCUGUGAAUUAGCCUGUGAAAGUAUGUGUUAAUUUUGGUCAAGGUGAAAUUCUUAUGGUAGAAAUUAGUGACUAGAUAAUAAUAAUAAUAAUACAUUGAAUUUAUAAAGUGCUUUUCAUUGAAACACUAUCUCAAAGUGCCACAGUAUUUAUAUAAUAAGCUUAUAAUACAUAUUAUAAUAAUAACCAUAGAUUCUAGUUUCAUCAGACAGAAACCGCACCUUCCUACCUGUGUUAAAUCCAUUGUGUCAGUUGAUAAUGUGUUUCAUGUCAUUUGAAAGUGUGUCCAAGAGUCAGUGUGUCUGGCUUCUGUUGUUACAUUGUAUCAUUUCCAAUCACGUGUGUUUUCUUGGAAAGUGAAAAGUAGGAUGGGCUUACUAGUGGUUGUGGGAAGGGUGUUAACAGUUCAGUACAACCCCUCAAGUGCCCCCCCCCCCCCACACACACAAUAUAUUCCGUCUGAUCUGUUCAAGUAGCCCAAUGACAGGGUGUACCGUUGGUACAAUAAAGCACAUCACAUACUACUUUGAUACUAAACUGUUGGUAACAGUCUCCAGACAUGGCUUUGGUGGGAGUUAGAGCUUCAUACCACAGGAUUCUUAACCAGAUAGAGCUUCUACUACCUGGUAAACUGAGACCCAUUUACAACCAUCCUGCAGGUAAGGACAUUAUCAAUAUUAUAGCAUCAGGUCCAACUUACCUGGCUGACUCUGUAUCACUCUCCUCACAGUGUCUAUGGUUUAAUGUCUAAAAGUCUCCUCAUCUUCAGAAUACACUUUCUCAAUAUUUUGAAAAUGAGAUAAGAUCAUUUAUCAUCAUCACCUCUGGAUGUAUUCCACUCUUCUAUUUGGUAAAGAAGAGUGAUGUUCAAUAUAGUGGGGCUGGGACUAUCACUGACCUCACCCUUAUGAAGUACAUUAUUUCAUGGACAAAUGGACAAAUGAAUGAGUGAACAAAAAGUGUGUUUCUAAACUUACAGUAGCAGUGUAUUGGGGUUUGUGAAUGGACCCCUGGUCACGAGUGACCUCUGUGUUGGGGUUAUCGUCAAUGGAGCAAACAUAGUUUUAUUCUAGUAGUGUUGGAAUUGCUUCAAUGUGACAUGACGAGUGUGUCGCUUAUUAUAACUUUGAGGUGAAUGAGGACAAACAGUCUUGAUGCUGCCCAGUCUGUCUGUCACAUGCAGACUGCCCUCUCUGUCUGUCACAUGCAGACUAUCUGAAUGUUGAUGAGCUAGUACACAGGGCCCUUCUUCCAGCCCUGGGGAGAUAACAGAGACCGACUGGCCAUAGGGAAAUUCUGGCAAAUGCCAGAUGGGCUGGUCCAUCUUUAGCCUAGUGUGCCUGUCAAAAUUGUGGGUUUUGCCAAAAUUAUAAUUAUUUGGCUAAUAACUGGGGUCUCAAGGUGAAAAAUGGGCAAGUGUGGAAGCCUCAAGGGAAAGAAUGGGCCUGUGUGAUAGAAAUGCUCGGGCUGAUUUCUGGUCCCAGUCCAUCCCUAGGAGCUAGAGCUGAGCUGUAGAUGGGUGAUAAUGUGCCUUGAAGGGUGUGGACAGAGGGUUGUUCAAAGCAGUGGUUCUCAAUUCCUGGUUCAUGGGAUGUUGUUAAUAUCAAAAUAGGUUGGCACCAUGAUAAAGCAGAGGGAAGUCAGUAUGAGAUGUAAAAGCAUUACACAUUAAUAACAAUUUAUAGUUUAUAAAACAACCAGUCUAGCUAUCAAAUAGACAAGAGAAGAGAAGCCUAUGAAUGGACAAUAGGUAUGUAGCUAAACGACGUGCAUGCCACUACAUGCUGGCAGUCUUCAAUAAAUUAUCAAGUUGGCAAGUUUUCAAUUGGCAAGGCAUUAAAGUACAGGGUGACCAGUGGAAGGAGGACAGAGACAAGCUGAGGGCACGAGAAUGACAACAGGUGGAAUUAUCCAGGAAGUGAUUUAACCAGUCACUUUCAAUGUCGCUUCAUCUUAAAACCUUUAUUGUGGAAUCAAUCAACUUUUUGCACAAAACUAAAUGUCACGUAAACCACUGUAACGUUAUGUAUUCAACGCAACUGUCAUUGCUAACCUUGUAAUAAUUAACCUUAAUAAUUAAAUCACGUUUUGUUUCGUUUGUAGGUCCAAAGACAAUUUUUUUCUGGGCACCAGUGUGUAAAUGGGUAAGUGUAAAAAUAUUUGCAGUGAAGCAGUUUAAAUGGUUCAGGGAGUGUUUAGAGGGUUCAGAGGGUAUUUUGAGGGUUCUGAGAGCGUUUAGAGGGUUCAGAGAGUUCAACAUUUUGGUCAUUGAGCAGACGCUCUUAUCCAGAGUGCAUACAGUUUUGUACUGGUCCCUCAUGGGAAUCGAACCCACAACCCUGGCAUUGCAAGCGCCAUGCUCUGCCAACUGAGCCACACAGGAAAUUAAGACCGCACAGAGGCAGCAUACAGGAACUCAUAAGAAGCAAUUGCAUGUAAGCGUGGAAAUGGGAGUUAAUAAUAAUGAAUUAGUAACGCCUGACCUGCGUCUACAAAUUCCUGUCUGUCACGUGAACUGAUUGAGAUGGAGGUCGCUUCUAGAGAAUUAAGUCACGUUUUAUAAGCUCCUGUAUGCUGCCUCUGUCUAAUCUUAAUAUUCCAUACAGUUAAUGUUCCACUCUCCGACCCUCCAAACGAUGUGUUACACAUUUAAACAGUGUCUCAUAUGCUGGGCAUUAUAUAAUGGUCCUAUGUUGUAGUACAAAUAUGCAUGGUUGUGUGAUCUGUAUCUCUCUCUCUCUCUCUCUCUCUCUCUCUCUCUCUCUCUCUCUCUCUCUCUCUCUCUCUCUCUCUCUCUCUCUCUCUCUCUCUCUCUCUCUCUCUCUCUCUCUCUCUCUCUCUCUCUCUCUCUCUCUCUGUCUCUUUCUACAGGGUCUGGUUUUUGCGGGUCUGGCUGAUAUGACCCGACCAGCUGAUAAACUGAGUCUCUCUCAGUCUGGAGUACUCAUGACCACAGGUAAUGGAGCAAUGAGGACAGAGAGGACAGGAGGUGUGUGUUUGUGUGUGUGUGUGUAUGGCUUGAUGACCCUUCAGAGGAACAGUUCACUGAUAGAAUUACUGGCAUGGAUUCAGACAUGAUGGCAUGGAACUUUCACACCAGCCCCUGCAUCAUCGGUUUUCCAUUGCUGCUUUGUAAAAGCCCCACUGACUGUUAACACGGACUGUAACGGUAUGUCCCUGUGUGAUAGCGCUGUCCUGAAAUUACACAACAUGACCCGUGCCUGUUUGAGACCACACUGUCUCAGACUAUUUUGAAUUAGAGAUGAUCAUCGUGUUUUGGUCCUUGGAUACGGUUAGUUACAAACAACUACAGGAAGUUUUCCACGACUGGAAGUCAUUAGCUGUUUAUUUGUGUUAUGGUAUGGAGUUAGGUAGUGAGCAGGGCAUAGUUAUACAAUCCAUUUUCCACUUCCAAACCCACCCCUAGGUGGCAGCAGCAACCGGGUCAGGUGCUGGGCUGUGCCUUUGUAUUUUCCUUUAUGUAUAAAUAUUUUGGUCACAAUCACUUGAACCAACAAGUCAGAUGUCUCCUAGCCGGUACACUCAUAUACAACACUGACUAACCCUGAUCCUGGUCAGAUGUCUCCUAGCCGGGACCCCCACAUACAACACUGACUAACCCUGAUCCUGGUCAGAUGUCUCCUAGCCGGUACCCCCACAUACAACACUGACUAACCCUGAUCCUGGUCAGAUGUCUCCUAGCCGGACCCUCACAUACACACUGACUAACCUGAUCUGUCAGAUGUCUCCUAGCCGGUCACCAAUACACACUGACUAACCCUGAUCCUGGUCAGAUGUCUCCUAGCCGGUUCCCCCACAUACAAAACACUGGGGACUAACCCUGAUCCUGGUCAGAUGUCUCCUAGCCGGUACCCCCACAUACAACACUGACUAACCCUGAUCCUGGUCAGAUGUCUCCUAGCCGGUACCCCUCACAUACAACACUGACUAACCCUGAUCCUGGUCAGAUGUCUCCUAGCCGGGACCCCCACAUACAACACUGACUAACCUUGAUCCUGGUCAGAUGUCUCCUAGCCGGGCCCCUCACAUACAACACUGACUAACCCUGAUCCUGGUCAGAUGUCUCCUAGCCGGUACCCUCACAUACAACACUGACUAACCCUGAUCCUGGUCAGAUGUCUCCUAGCCGGUACCCCCACAUACAACACUGACUAACCCUGAUCCUGGUCAGAUGUCUCCUAGCCGGUACCCUCACAUACAACACUGACAUACUCUUAGCCCUCACCUAAUGCACACAUUCAAUCAGGUUACAGGUCAGUUAGCCAGGCCUAGGACCCCUGGACAUGACAAGAGAAGUGAUAGUUGUAGGCUGGCUAGGUGGUUUCUUAACAUUUGUUAAUGAACUCUAAAGUUCCUUGAGUUCACAAGAUAGGAUAUCAUUGUCCUAUCUAUGAGUGGUGGGAAGUGAGUUGAGUCUCUCGCAUUGGACUGCAUCAGAGCCCAGUGUUCGCACCAUGUGGAAAUCACACACAACAUUAUGAGAAAAGUGGGGAAAGCUAAUAUUGGAUUUUUAUAAAAUUUUAGUCAUUUAGCAGACGCUCUUAUCCAUAGCGACUUACAGGAGCAAUUAGGGUUAAGUGCCUUGCUCAAGGGCACAUCGACAGAUUUUUCACCUAGUCGGCUCAGGGAUUAGAACCAGCGACCUUUCGGUUACUGGCACAACGCUCUUAACCACUAAGCUACCUGCCGCCCCAUUAUGCAACAGUAAUACAUUUCUGAAGCAGAAACAACAUUCAGAUGUUCCAACUUUACCUGUCCCUUUACCUGUCUCUUUACCUGUCUCGUUACCUGUCUCUUUACCUGUCUCUUUACCUGUCUCUUUACCUGUCCCUUUACCUGUCCCUUUACCUGUCUCUUUACCUGUCCCUUUAGCUGUCUCUUUACCUGUCUCGUUACCUGUCUCUUUACCUGUCUCUUUACCUGUCCCUUUACCUGUCCCUUUACCUGUCUCUUUACCUGUCUCUUUACCUGUCUCGUUACCUGUCUCUUUACCUGUCUCUUUACCUGUCCCUUUACCUGUCCCUUUACCUGUCUCUUUACCUGUCUCUCCACUAUUUUACAGGUGUUAUUUGGUCCAGAUGGUCCCUGGUCAUCAUUCCCAAGAAUUGGUUUCUGUUUUGUUGCAACUGUUUUCUUGGAGCGUCAGGAGCCACCCAACUCUUUAGAAUCUGGAUGUGAGUGGAACAGACAGAGUUAGAUACAGCGCUACACACCAACAUGUGGCCUGCAAUUUUACAUACACUGUGAUUCGAUUUGAUUUGAUAUCUGUGGGCCCUAUUCAAUCAAACCAUAUUAGGGUGGAAAAUCAUAAUAAUUUGUUGACGGGAGGUUCUGUAUGUCAGUCGUUGUCUGACAGCAGGCUAGUUAAACACACAGAACUGCUCUGAAGGGCAAAGUGUGCAUGGUCACACAUUUAUGACAGCUAGUGACAUUGUCCUUGGGCUUUGCCUUCUUUGUUGUGGUUUAAACCAGGCGCAUUUUAUGCCAAGCCUUCUGUUUCCUGUCAACUGAGUGAUAUAACCACAGAGAUAAAUGUAGAUCCUGUUGUGUCUCUAUGGGUACAACACUAAAUAAGUAUGUGACGUCUACUGCUUUGGAAUGUGCGCUACAUUUGACAGAGUUAGCUAACCGGUCCUAAAGGUUGUAGAGAUCACUAGAAUACAGUCCAUAUAAAACAACCUGUUACUCUAUAACUACUCUUUAUCUAUUUGUCUUUUAUUUGGUUACACUUUAAAAACAGAGAUAUGGAUAAAUUGAUAAAGUCUGUCAGAGUCCUUCGCUGAAUGUAAAGGAUAGCAUGCCUGCCAACUUGUUUUUGCACUCUGAGACAUGAAUAUAGUCUGUUUGAACCUUUGUUUUGGUUUGUUAAGGUCGGAGGUCAACCCUGUCCCUCUGUGUUUCUAGGUAUCAACAGGAAGUAAAGAAGCAACAGGAAGCAGGGGCUUCUGAAUUAAAAAGAAAGCAGUUAGCAGAGGCCCAUCCAUUGUUGGAUUAUUUUGAACUGGUGACACUUACUAACUAGUGGAUCUGAUUAACUUGAUUAAAUGCAAUUUCAUCUUUGAGGACUUCAACCACCACAGAAUCUUCCAACUCAAUAACACCCCUCCCUCUGCAAAUCACAAUUCAUGCUGUUAGUAAGUAUGUGACGAUGUGGGGAUAAUAAUAAUAUAAUAUGCCAUUUAGCAGACGCUUUUAUCCAAAGCAACUUACAGUCAUGCGUGCAUACAUUUUUGUGUAUGGGUGGUCCCGGGGAUCGAACCCACUACCUUGGCGUUACAAGCGCCGUGCUCUACCAGCUGAGCUACAGAGGACCAUGACAGCACGUCUGUGUGAAGAUGAUGGUAAAAUUAGUUCAAGGUAAGAUUAGGCUAAGAAACAUUUACAGAUUCACACAAUACUUUAAAGAUGGGGAAUGUUUGAGUCUGAUGAUGGUUAAUGUUAUCUUUUUUAACAUUAACUCUUUGUUUUAGCCUUUUAGCGCUUUGUCUGAUUUUAGGACAUUGUGGUAUGUAUAUAUUUAUUGAAAAUAAAUUAUCCAUUUGAGAUAAAACUGUUCCUGACUUGAAGAAACCUUUCUCAUGUGCAUGAGGUUAACGGCCAACGUCAUCACACUGAGCUAAGUGAAAAGAGAAGUGUGGCUUCAUCAGUUUAUUGUUUACAUUGUGUCUUUGCCUUGUACAAGCCACAAUCACAUGUGGGGCACUUCAGCACAAUACAACGUUUUGGAACGUUCAGAUAGAAAUAUGUAAUAUAGAACAAACAUGCCUCUCCGACAUGUAGACCAAACUAUAGACCGCGUUUGGCAACUGAAUGUGGCCUUGUUUUCUAGGAAUUGCAAAAUGGGGUGGGCUCAUAGGGUGGGCUUACUCUCCCUACCAAUAGCAGUUUGUUUGGGGCGGGGUUUAGAUUUCAGUACCACCCCCUCUGGUGACACUCCUACAUAAUAGAUUAGACACUAUGGGUAGAUGAGCCUGCUUUCUGCCAAUGGUUCAUACAGGCUAUUCUUUGUUCUAGUUAGUAUAGCCAAUCAAUGACAGGGUGUACUAGUUCUCCAAUACAGCACAUACUAUUUCUUUAUUUUGAACUGUCGGUACCAAGUUCAACAAAAGUAGGAAAUAAAACUCCAAUCUCCAGACAUGGCUUUAGCGGGAGUUAGAGCUUCAUACCACAGGAUUCUUAACCAGAUCGAGCUCAAACUACCUGCUAAACUGAGACCUUUCUACAACCAUCCAGCAGGUAAGGAAAUCAUUAUUAUCAGGCUCACCUCAACAUGAGAGAUCUGCACCACUUCCACUGUUCUAACUGUCUCUCCAUCGUACAGUACAGACACUAGACUGAAUACUCACCUCUUAUACACAUUUUCAAUAUUUUCAAUAUUUAUCAUGGAAAUGACGCCUGCUGUCUGUGCCUACUUAAUGCAUACCUCUGGAUAAUUCUGGAUAAGAAUUCUUCCAAUAAUUCUGGAUAAACUCUACCAUUUAAAACAGCAAUUUACUUUUUGUGGGGGGUGGACACUUUCAAAAAGGAGAAAAAACGGAUUGCUAUCAUUUACUGACAAACAACAAGAGCAUUAAACAUUUGUAUCAACAGGAACACAGAAAUGGUCAUAUGAAUGAAUGCUCUAAACUUAGAUUGAGUUGAAACCUACAGUAGCAGUGCAUGGACUUUGGAUGGGGGACCCUUGGUCAGCACUAGUCAGUCCUAGGCUAGCAAGCCAUGUGCAACCUUGACAUUGAGGUUAUCUUAAAUGGGACGAACAUAGUUUUAUUACAGCAGUGUUGGUAUAGCAUUGACGUCAAUCUGUAGCUGAAUUUAACUUAGAGGUGAAUAAGGACAAACAGUGUUGAUGCUGCUGAUCUGAAUGCUGAUGAGGGAGGGGCUCUUCUCUCAGCCCUGGGGAGUUAGGGCUGAACUAUAGAAGAGUGUUAAUGUGUCUUGAAGGGUGUAGACAGAAGGUUGUUCCAUUUACAUUACAUUUUAGUCAUUUAGCAGACGCUCUUAUCCAGAGCGACUUACAGUUAGUGAGUGCAUACAUUAUUAUGUUUUUAUUUAAAUGUUUUCAUACUGGCCCCCCGUGGGAAUUGAACCCACAACCCUGGCAAACUACCAACUGAGCUACAUCCCUGCCGGCCAUUCCCUCCCCUACCCUGGACGACGCUGGGCCAAUUAUGCGCCACCCCAUGGGUCUCCCGUUCCAAGCAGUGGUUCUCAAUUCCUGGUUCAUGGGAUAUUGUUAAUUAAUAUCAAAAUAGUUUGGGAGUAUAAUGAUGCAGAGGAAAGUCGAUAUGAGAUUAAAAUCAGAACAAAGAUUAAAAGGAAAUCAGUUAAGUAAAACCAUGUUAUUAUAGUUUAUAAAACAACAAGUCUAGCUAUCAAAUAGACGAGAGAAGGGAAGACUAUGAAUGGACAAUAGGUGUGAAGUUAAAUGAUGUUCAACCACCAUGUUUUAGCACUCUUCAAAAAAUGAUAGCCCUUGGCAAGAUGAGGGCAGGAGAAAACCUUGGGAAGAUACUGAUACCAGCCACUUUCACUUUCACUUUCACUUUCACUUUAUCUCUUUUAUUUGAGCUGUAUCUUUAUAUUUCACUCCUCAGCAACAAAUCAAAUGAUUUCGCAGUUUAAUGCUGCACAACGUUUAUCUGUUUAUGGAACGUCUUCAGGCCUAACUGCUGUGGUAUUUCCCACUGGGCACAGACGUCAAUUCAACAUCUAUUCCAAAUUGGUUCCACUUCAUUUCAUUGAAAUGAUGUGGAAACAACGUUGAUUCAAACAGUGUGUGCCCAGUGUGAUCUCUCUGUUGCGGUAUCAACCAAUUGUUUAUACAAAACUAACUCUCACGUGAAUCAUUGUAAGCUUGUGCAACUUUCCUUUCUAACCUUUCCAAAUAAACACUGUUAUGUUUCCCUUUGAAGGUCCAAAGACAGUUUUCUUCUGGGCACCAGUGUGUAAAUGGGUAAGAGUUGAUAUAUUUAAGAAGUGUCUCAUGUGCUGGACAUCUUAUAAUGGUGCUAAAAGUAUGCAUAGUUGUGUGACUCUGUCUCUCUCUCUCUCUCUCUCUCUCUCUCUCUCUCUCUCUCUCUCUCUCUCUCUCUCUCUCUCUCUCUCUGUAUCUUUCUCUCUCUGUAUCUUUCUCUCUGUAUCUCUCUCUCUCCCUCUGUAUCUUUCUAUCUCUCUCUCUCUCUCUCUCUCUAUCUGUAUCUCUCUUUCUCUACCUCUAACUCUACAGGGCCUGGUUAUGGCUGGCAUGGCUGAUAUGACACGGCCAGCUGAUAAACUGAGUGUCUCUCAGUCUGGAGUACUCAUGGUCACAGGUAAUGGACAUUGUGGGAAAGUGGGGAAAGACAACAUUUUACAUUUACAUCCAUUAUACAACAGUAACAAAUUCCAACUUUACCUGUCUCUUUACCUGUCUUGUCACCCCUCUAUUUUCCAGGUGUCAUUUGGUCCCGAUAUUCCCUUGUCAUCAUUCCGAAGAACUGGGGUCUUUUUUUUGUCAACGGUUUUCUUGGAUUGGCAGGAGCCAACCAACUUGUUAGAAUCUGGAUGUGAGUGGGACAGACUCCAUAGUUAGAUACAGAGCAAUGCAAACUGACAUGCAUGGCAGUGGGUCCCUAUUCAAUCAAACCCUAUAAGGAGACAAAUAGGGAAAUAGACACAGAAAUCUGAUGGAGUGUAUGUCAAUCAAUGCCAUUGUCUGACAAUAACAUUGUUAAUAAAUAUACAGUACUGCAUUGGAGGGCAAACUGUGUUUGGUCACAAACAGAAGUAUUUAUGACAGUCCAUUGUCCUUGGACAUGGUGUCUAUACCAGUUUGGAACUUUUUAGAGACAAGUUGGCAUUUCGAGUUGUAUUUUGCAAGAUCACUUAAGUUCAUAUAAAAAAAAUGCGUUACUCUAUAACCAUGGUCAUUUUCUUUCAUUUGGUUACACUUUAAAAACAGAGAUAUGGAUAAAUUGAUAAAGUCUGUCAGGGUCCUUUUCUGAAUGUAAAGGAUAGCAUGCCUGCCAACUUGUCAUUGCACUCUGAGACCUAUGAUUAUAGUCUGUUUGAACCUUUGUUUUGUUUUGUUAAGGUCGGAGGUCAACCCUGUCCCUCUGUGUUUCUAGGUACCAACAGGAAGUAAAGAAGCAACAGGACGAGAAGGCCCAGAUCCCCAUCAUAUAAUCCACACACACACACACACUUGUAUUUAUUUUCUUCAUGUCUUAAUCCAUUUUUAUGCAAAGUCUGUAAAGUCAACAGUCAAACUAACACAGGUCUCAUAUACAGAACAUAUAUCACAGGCGGCCGGUUGCAACUUAAUUGGGGAGGGCUG
Messenger RNA from Coregonus sp. 'balchen', 16409 nucleotides. Lineage: Eukaryota; Metazoa; Chordata; Actinopteri; Salmoniformes; Salmonidae. The record is from the annotation of a GenBank genome assembly.